Molecule: messenger RNA, 879 nt
Organism: Aegilops tauschii subsp. strangulata
Lineage: Eukaryota; Viridiplantae; Streptophyta; Magnoliopsida; Poales; Poaceae
Source: RefSeq, a predicted model, not a curated record
GGGGACCUAAAUUUCUCAGACGGCGGCAGCGGCCGCACGAGAAACCCUACAGAUGGGUUCCUUCACACACCCCAGAGAGAGCACCUAAAAUGCGACGUGUGGCAGUCUAGGAGCACCACUUAACACGCUCACAGGCCCAAGAAGUGAUCGUGGUGAGGGCCUGUCAUCUAUCUGUAUUACGUAUGGGCUCUUACACGCUAGAAAGCCCAUUAGCCCAGAGCACGUGCUAACAUACCGCACAUCCUCUCAGUCUCAGCUGUGAGGCCAUGGCGAGUACCUUUCCCACCCCGACCCUCUUGACGCCCAAGCUGUCCCAGCCACCGCUCGGUCCUUCGCGCCGCAACGCUGCCGCUGCGGCUGCCCCGUGGCCGCAUCGUGGGCGGAUCAGCGCGACCACAGGAGGCGAAGCUGCCGCAGCAGCAGAAGCAAAGGCCAGGAAGGAGCAGAGGAAACGAUGCCUGAGGUGCGGCGCCCUGUACCUGGACGAGGACAACUCCGCUGCCGCCUGCGCCUUCCAUGGCCACAUCACCGGUGAGAAGGGGCUGUUUUCGCUGUCGCCGCCGCACCAGGGGAUCGACGGCGAGUGGAGCGACAAGAGCGGGGUCAUCGUCUACCGGUGGAACGACCGUGGCGACAGCCCCAACACCGGCCGUGCCAACUGGAAGGGGAGGUGGAGCUGCUGCCAGGAGCGGGACGAGGAAGCGCCGCCGUGCCGCCGUGGGCACCACGUCUCGUACGACGACGGCUUCACUCUCUUCUAGCCACAGGUCUACACCGGUUGUAUGAAUAUAGAAGUUGUUGUUUUUUGUAACCCGAUACUGCUUUAUGAAAUGCAACAGUGUCCAUUUAUAAAGGAAGAGUACAAUAGAGUUAAGAACA